This is a messenger RNA of Zasmidium cellare ATCC 36951, 873 nucleotides long. RefSeq lists its product as uncharacterized. The transcript is spliced from 2 exons. Gene Ontology annotation, biological process: steroid metabolic process. Bases 1 to 873 code for a protein of 290 amino acids. NCBI's taxonomy places the organism in Eukaryota, Fungi, Ascomycota, Dothideomycetes, Mycosphaerellales, Mycosphaerellaceae. Gene Ontology annotation, cellular component: membrane. Gene Ontology annotation, molecular function: 3-oxo-5-alpha-steroid 4-dehydrogenase activity. The record is from RefSeq and is a predicted model, not a curated record.
AUGCCAAGCCUACAACUCGUCCCGGGCCUCAUCCCGCCCUCUCGAGAGACCUGGGAAACAAUCGCAUACGCCUGGCAAUUCUUCCCAAUCUUCACCGCAAUCCAAUGGCUCACAGACUUCUACCCACAAGGCAAAACCUCCAUCGCCUCCAAAUACAACCUGCCCGGAAAAUGGGCCUGGCUACUGAUGGAAUCCCCCGGAUUCCUCACAGUCCUCUACUGCAUGUUCACCAUUCCGGAACGCGAAGGCCUCCCGGGCCUACCCUGGGCGAACUGGACGAUGGCGGGCAUGUACACGAUCCACUACAUCUACCGCGCGAUCCUGUCGCCCUUGUAUUUGAACCCGUCAAUGUCCCCGAUCCAUCCACUGGUGUUCGUGUGCGCGUUCGCGUGGCAGGUGACGAAUGGGCUGAGCUUGGGGGGUUGGCUGGGCGGUUAUGGGCCGACGACGGUGCACGAUUGGGCGGGGCGGUUGUAUGAGAUUGAGAUUGGGAUGGUGCUGUGGGGGUGGAGUCUGAUGGGGAAUAUCUUCCACGACGACGAUUUGCGCGAGAUUCGAAGGUCGGCGGCGAGGCGCCAGCAGGCUCAGGCGGAGAAGGACGGGAAGCCCGUGGAGGGCGUCGACAAACUUUACAUGAUGCCGAAGAAUGGGCUUUUCCAUUAUGUUCUCUACCCGCAUUAUCUAUGCGAGUGGUGCGAGUGGGCGGCGUUUUGGCUGGUCGGUGGGAUCAACUGUGUGCCCGCGAGGAGCUUCUUGAUCAACGAGAUCGCGACGAUGUUGCCGCGGGCAUUGACUGGCAAGCGAUGGUACCUGGAGAAGUUUGGGAAGGAGAGGGUUGGGAAUCGGAAGGCGAUCAUUCCGGGGAUUCUGUGA